Chaetura pelagica (chimney swift) is the source of this 477-nucleotide messenger RNA. It is a transcript of the gene IGFBP4, whose product is annotated as insulin-like growth factor binding protein 4. The record is from RefSeq and is a predicted model, not a curated record. NCBI's taxonomy places the organism in Eukaryota, Metazoa, Chordata, Aves, Apodiformes, Apodidae. Gene Ontology annotation, molecular function: insulin-like growth factor I binding; insulin-like growth factor II binding. The annotation marks the transcript as partial. The transcript has 5 exons. Gene Ontology annotation, cellular component: extracellular region. Gene Ontology annotation, biological process: regulation of insulin-like growth factor receptor signaling pathway.
CCCCGCGGCGUGCCCCGGCCCCUCCACACCCUCAUGCACGGCCAGGGGGUCUGCACCGACCUGGCCGACGUCGAGGCCAUCCAGGAGAGUCUCCAUCCCCCAGGCAGGUCAGGCUGGGCUCUGGAAGUGGAGCUGGAGGCGAAGCGCGCCAACAACGGCAACAAGAUGCGCAGCAGCGGGAGCCCCCACCACCGCGAGGAGACGCGGCCCAUCGCGCAGGGCUCGUGCCAGAGUGAGCUGCACCGCGCGCUGGAGAGGCUGGCGGCCUCGCAGACCCGCACCCACGAGGACCUGUACGUCAUCCCCAUCCCCAACUGCGACCGCAACGGCAACUUCCACCCCAAGCAGUGUCACCCAGCGCUGGACGGGCAGCGGGGCAAGUGCUGGUGCGUGGACCGCAAGACGGGGGUGAAGCUGCCAGGCUUCCUGGAGCUGAAGGGGGACUUGGACUGUCACCAGCUGGCGGACAGCAUGUGA